GUUGUAAGUUAUAUAAAGUAGGACUUUAGACGCACACUCUCUCAUUCUGCAAAACAAACCUCAGGGUCUUGCUGCUACACACAUACACACGAACGCGUGCACACACAUUCUAGAGUACUCAAACACAAGCACACACACACACACACACACACACACACACACGCACGCACACAUUCAGAGAGCUUGGAAGUUCGUACUGCCUCCCUGGUCGCGGAGAACAACAGGCUUUCUAGAAAGUCAGUACCGCCAGCCAGGAGAGAGGAAGGUGCCGACAAAGCUUGUCCAUGGCUGACUUGAGCUUCAUUGAAGAUUCUGAACCCUACACUGGGAAGGAGGAAGAUGAUGAAGAAGAGGAGGAGGAGGGUGUGGAGUGGGGUUACGAGGAAGGAGUUGAAUGGGGCUUGGUAUUUCCUGAUGCUAAUGGAGAAUAUCAGUCUCCUAUCAAUUUGAAUUCAAGAGAAGCCAGAUAUGAUCCCUCACUGCUGGAUAUCCGUCUGUCUCCAAAUUAUGUGGUGUGUCGUGAUUGUGAAGUCACCAAUGAUGGACAUACCAUUCAGAUUGUUCUCAAAUCAAAAUCAGUACUUACAGGAGGACCAUUGCCUCAAGGGCAUGAAUUUGAACUAUAUGAAGUCCGAUUUCACUGGGGGAGAGAAAACCAGCGUGGUUCUGAACAUACUGUUAACUUCAAAGCUUUCCCCAUGGAGCUUCAUCUUAUCCAUUGGAAUUCCACCCUUUAUAGCAGCAUUGAUGAGGCUGUGGGGAAAACACAUGGAAUAGCUAUUAUUGCUUUGUUUGUUCAGAUAGGAAAAGAGCACAUUGGCUUGAAGGCAGUAACUGAUGUUCUCCAGGAUAUUCAGUACAAGGGGAAGACUAAAAUAAUACCCUGCUUUAAUCCAAAUACUUUGUUACCAGAUCCUCUUUUGCGUGAUUAUUGGGUGUAUGAAGGCUCCCUUACUAUCCCACCUUGCAGUGAAGGCGUUACUUGGAUCUUAUUCCGAUACCCUUUAACUAUAUCGCAGAUACAGAUAGAGGAAUUUCGAAGACUGAGGACCCAUGUUAAAGGUGCAGAACUCUUAGAGGGCUGUGAUGGAAUUUUAGGAGACAACUUCAGACCCACUCAGCCACUUAGUGACAGAGUAAUCCGAGCUGCAUUCCAAUAGCCAAAGAGAUCAAGAAUGAAUUAAUCUUCAUCCAGGGAAGGGGAGACAAUGGUCCCACAGUGCCCUUGGAUGAGAAAUGAAAACUGUGGAGCCGCUGCUUCAGUUUACUCACAAAGCUCGCAUUGUCUGCCUUCAUCUCAUUUCGCCUUGAUAGACAGCUCUGACAGUUGCUCUGUCCACACAAUCCAGUGAAAUUCUAGAAAUGGCUAUAUGUUAAAAAGAACCAUGUUAUAUUCUCAAGUCACUACUGUUAAUGUUCUCUAAGUAUUCUAAGUAUUUGCAUUACAGUGUUUUAUAGUUGGGUGCAACAUGAAUGAUGCUAGUUUUUUCUGAUUUGUUGUAAAUGUGAAUAUGUAGCAUGUAUCAGUUUUGUAGACAGUUGGGAAAAAUCAACACCCGACAUUGGUAAUUCUUCAUUUCCUGACUGUAACUGAAAAUUCUACUCACUCAGUGAACAGUGUAAUUCGUGAUAAAAAAAUACAUGUUUCAAUCAAGAAGAGCAUACAACUUCAAAAUGUGGUAUAAAAGCAUAGUAUAGAAAAAGAUUUUACCUAGCUUUCUCUCUCUGUUUCUAUACCUCUCUACCAAAAGUAUAUCUAAAUAUAUUUCAUGUGGAGUGCAAACACUUGGGAGUCUUAACUUUGUACAUAGAGAGUAUGGAAAAUGUUUCGGUAAUUAUCAACCUGAUGGAAUAUACACAAUGUAUAUAUUUCUCAUGUUUUAAGAAGAUCAAAUCUACUUGAGGUACUAGAGGCUAUAUAAUUUUCUACGGAACAGCAGAUAAAUAGAACAGAACAGACAGGCCAGACAGGAUGUGAAAGAAAAUGAUUUUUUAAAAAAAGUACUCAGAUUCUAGGUGUACUCUAGAUUGACAGGUGAUAUCAGGCAUACUAUUUGGAAGUAUAUAUUCAUUUCCAUGAAUUAAAGAGGAAAUUUAACACAGGCACUUGUUCAAUUAUUAUGGUUUUGUUUCUAGGACUUGAAAUUUCUUUCAAUGAGUUUCAGUUUUAAAACAAGCACACUCAUGUUUCCAGUUUGCAUGGACUAUAUUAAAACCCUCACAUGGCAGGGCACAACAGUUUUAAAUAGUCAGCAAAUUACAAUUUUACUAAACAACAGUUAAAAUUUGUAAAACAAAGCAGGGUCAUCAUCCUGCUUUGGUGUGAAUUUAUGGCACAAAAUGACAUUGAACAUUUUUUUAGCCCUUAUGCAUAGUGAUAGGAAGUAACAUAUGGAAUAAAUCCCCCCCCCAAAAUCUUUGUUCUAAAUAUCAAAACUAAAGAUAGAAAUUCUAAUAGAGAUGUAAGAAUGCAUUUUAAUGGGCAGCAUGGUGUAUCAAAUUAGAGAGUUGGCCUAACAGUCAGGAAGACCAUUUCAAUUCAUAUUUUUGAUACAUAUUCACUUUGUGGCCCAUUCCUAUAUUCCCGGUCUUCUUCUACAUUACUCCCCUCUAUGUACUCUGCUAUCCAAUGACACCAGCCUCUACCUCCUAGCUGACUUGGCCUCCUUCAAAUCUCAGCUAAAGUAUCACCUUCUCCAGGAGGCCUUUCUCAGUCCUCCUUAAUUUUAAUACCUACCCUCUGAAAUUACUCUCAAUUUAUCUAACAUAGACUUUGUACAUAGUUGUCUGCAUAUUAUCCCCACCCAUCAUCCCUUUAGACUAUGAGCUUCUUCAGAGCAAGGAUAGUUUUUUUUUGCCUCUCUUUAAGUUCCCAGCACUUAGCACAAUGCCUGACACAUAGUAUGUACUGCAUAAAUGUCUGUUGACUGACAAAGAGUGCGGCAGGCACUCCUUAAGACUUUAAGUUGUAGAGAAGGUGAUAACCUGUACUAGUAGAAGCAGCACCUCACCUAGAACUCUCUAUGUUAAUAAAAUUAUAGAUUUAGUUAAAAAAAAAGUGAUACAUUUUAGGAUGUGACACAAGAGGGAUUAUGAUGCAAAUAAGAAGAUCAAUAAGAUGAAGGUAAAUAUUCCAGAAGUAAUAAAAUAUGUAUCUGAAACUCUUAAAACUGAGGAUUGGGUAGGAAAGUGGUAUAGUGUGGUGUGGGGUGGGGUGUGUGUGUGUGUGUGUGUGUGUGUGUUUGCAUGUACGUGUUCGUGUGUGUGUCUUGGAAAGUAAGGGGGUUGAGCUGUGUCCAGUCAGGAGUAGGAAGAGGGUCUGGAAAGAGGGAGCUUUCCAGCAAACCAGUGUCCAAGCAAAGCAGUUUUCAUUUUCUGGAAGAAGAUAAUGAUAAAGGGAAACAGCUCUUCACUCACAGCAGCUCCCAGUCUUGAGCUAAUUUAACAAUGUAACAAAUACUUCUUAAUCAUCUAUAGUGUGCAAAAGAUUGUGCUAUGCUCUGGGAAUACAAAGGUAAAAUGAAAAUUGCUUUCAAAAGAGCUUACAUUCAACUGAGACAAAUUUGCAGGGGUGGGGAUAGGAGGUUAUGGAUUAUACCUUCUGCCAGCCCUUCCCACCAUUCUUUUCGCCCUACUCCAAACACAAAAAUCUUCUUAAAAGAAUUAAUACAGGUUUACUUUCAUGACAGUCAAAUAAACCUAGUGCGAGUUCAGGUAUGCUCUCUCCCCUCUGACAUUUUCUCCCACCCUUUUUGAUAAUGCCAGAAAUUCUUAAAAAAUCAAAUAUCUUGUCAAAAUAUUUUUCUGGCUUGUAAUUUUACUUAAGGUGUAAGUCAGCUGAAAAAUUUAAAUAUCAAACCCUUCCCACUUUUCAUGCAAUGUGAGGGUAAAGUAAGCAGGAUGGCAUUAAAUGCCUGAAGUUGUGAAAGGACCAACUCAGGGGAAAAAAAAACACGGGGGCACUAACAUUCUAAAAAGAAACUAACAAUUUUACCUAAGAUGUGCCAUGCUUAUCUUAAAAAGAACAUGACAAAUGCUUUGCAUGCACUGAGGUAUUUUUGUCUUGUAGUUGUUAAUAUAGACAAUUUUGCUUUUCAUGAUUUACGAAGAUUUUUAUCUUAAAAGUGUGUUUAGCAUUCAUUAUAAUGGAACUUCUUCAAGUUCACUUGUUAACUGAGGUAUUACUGUAUUUGAAAGGGAAACUCAUUCAAUCUUGGGUUUCUCCUGUAUUAGUAAUAUUAUUUUUGUUGAAAUUAAAUAUCUGAUGUGAUUUUUGUUUGCUUAUUAGAGCCUAGACUUGGUCUCUGAAUUGAAAAAAAAAUAUUACUUGAAACAAAAAUAUAUAGGAGACAAUUUUUAUUUCAUCAGGAGUUUUCUUAAUGAUGUCUGUAAUUUUAUUUCUCUUCUAGGAAAAAGGUAGUGAUAAUUUUGCUAAUGAUUAAUACGGACUGGUUUAUUACUAAACGGCCUCCAAGUUAUCCCUGAGAACUUUAUCUUUUAUUUCAUGGGACAUUCAUUUUGUUUUAACAGUACAAAAAUAAGUUUGACUAUCUCUUUAUUGAACAAGUCAUAAAAAAUGAUGUUCUGUAAACCAUAUGUUUCUCAGAUCAUGCAUGAUGAAAGAGCCUUAUACUGUAUUCUGGGAAUGAAAAAAAAAUUACCAUUGAGUUAUUAGUUAGGACUUGUUACUCAAACUAUUAUUAUUUAAAUUGUAAAUAUUUCUUACUCCUGCAAAUCACCAUGUGCAUCUGUAGAAGACUAGAAAAUGUGUAUUUCUCUCCCCUUUCUCCAUUUUAUACCACUUUAUGGGUAGUUGUAAUAUUAGGACAGCAAAUAUUGACCUUAUGAUGGAAUGUGAAAGCUAUUUAUUCUAUAUAAACAUAUAAAUAAAAUACAUCUCUUGAAUUGUACCAUAUUGUGAAAAAUAUGAGGUGUGACAGGGAAAGUGAUGUAAUGUCACCCUUAAAAAUAUACACACAGAGAGCGUUAUUUCCUUUUCCCAUGUUCUCUUCCUUUGUUUAUAGUAGUUUCCUGUGUUACUUAGUACACACAGUCAGAGUUGGCUACACUGACUGAGGAAAGUAGUGGGUUAUCAGAUGUGACCCUUCAAACAUUGUUUGAGUGCCAACCUUUUUAAGAAAAAGAGAAAUUACUCUUUAAAUUGGAGCUCUUCUGACCUAGGCCUAAGCUUACAUUAUAAGGAUUUUUAAAAAUCUGCUUUAACUCUCUUACUUUGUAUGUGAUUGCUCAUUUGGAAAUGAGGCGAUUGUAUUUCUGUUGCUGAAGAUGGAAUGAAUCUCUUCAAGCUGAGUUCUUUCAACACACAAGCCCGACACUGGAACCCUGUAGAGCUUUAGCUAUUGAACAAAACUCAAGAAAAAAAUUCCUAGAGAUGCCACGAAGGCCCUGAUCUGCCUGCAUUAGUUCCAUUGGGCCUCGUUCACUCCCAGAAUAACUCUAUAGGAUAAUUCCUUUGAUAAGCUUUAAUUGCUUUAGAGUUAGACUGGAAUUCAUUUGGCCUCAAUGGGAAUUUUUUUUGGUGGAAUUACAUUAGAAUCUGGUCCAAUGGGAUUUUUUUUUUUACAUGCAGAUCAAAGUCAGUACAUUAAAAAGAAGAGAUUUUCUCUUAGUCACAUAAAAUUUUAUAAAAUGCAGGAAACUUCUAAUCUUAUCAAAACAUGAGACUAGUGCCAAUGUGACUCCUUGAAAUUGCAGUCAUGUCUAAUAACUUUCCUUUAAGAUACUUUGUAAGAAUGUUUCCAAAUAGUCAUUGAACAACUACAUUAGCCUGCAUAAUAUAUCCUUUUCCUUCUGCCUCUUCUACUAUAGAAAGUGUAUUCAUUUAAAAAAUAGAGUUGCACUUUAAAUGAAUGUACCACAUUUGGGCAUCACUUUCCUCACCCCAAAAAUUUACUGUAUUGAUUGUAUGACCUUGUAAAAUAUACUUAAUCUCUCUGGA
Messenger RNA from Vombatus ursinus (common wombat), 5959 nucleotides. RefSeq names its product carbonic anhydrase-related protein. The transcript is spliced from 9 exons. Gene Ontology annotation, molecular function: zinc ion binding; carbonate dehydratase activity. Bases 285 to 1160 code for a protein of 291 amino acids. The record is from RefSeq and is a predicted model, not a curated record. Lineage: Eukaryota; Metazoa; Chordata; Mammalia; Diprotodontia; Vombatidae.